GGUUGGGUGCAUUAACAGCAGAGCGACUGGAUCCUGACCGUUGUUGUUGUCAGCCUUCCGGAAAGAAAAGAUAAAUGAUUUAGUCUUAGCACGACAAGAAAUUUAAGAUUACAUUGAUUUGACCUUGGAUCGUUUUUCGAAUUUGGUCGAGUCGCUUUACUAUAGGCGACUUGGUCAGACAUUUUUAUCUCAGUUUGUCAGAUACUGAAGUAGGUCAAAAGGGAUGCCGCUGCAGUCGAUAUCAGACGGAUUCAGAGUCAGACCAUCUUUGGAUUUAAUGUCGUCGCAUGUAAUUGGAAAGAGUAGUUUUUCCAUAAAAGUACACAAUCCCAUAAGAAGUCAAUCUCGACCGAGUGUAUUUGAAAAGUGUUUAAUUUCAAAGUGAUUUCAGUUUGUCAAACCCGCAAGCUAGCAGCAAGCUAACGGUAACCAGGAAGCCGAUUAUAUACAAACAAAGACGUAAAAACUUGUCUUUGGCAAACCAAAGUUUUAAAGCUACGCCGACUGCCUAAAGAUUUAAACGUAAACGUGAAUAUUGGCAGCUAUGAAACUUUUGGAAAACUCGAGUUUUGAAGCCAUGAGCUCCCAUCUCUGUGUUGAAACAGGAGAAUCUCACAUCAUUGGCAGGAUUGAGAGCUACUCUUGCAAGAUGGCCGGGGACGACAAGCAUAUGUUCAAGCAGUUCUGCCAGGAGGGGGAGCCACAUAUCCUGGAGGCCCUUUCCCCCCCGCAGACCAGCGCCACCAGCCCCCCUCAGCUGGGGAAGAGCAGCGAGGACGGGGAAAACCCGCUGAGCGACAAGUGCUGCAGGAAGACCCUGUUCUACCUCAUCACCACGCUCAACGAGUCCUUCAGGCCCGACUACGACUUCAGCGCCGCCAAGGCCCACGAGUUCAGCCGGGAGCCCAGCCUCAACUGGGUGGCGAACGCGGUGAACAGCAGCCUGUUCUCAGCUGUGGGGGAGGAGUUCAACGCCCUGGGGCCUGAGCUGUGGAAUGACAUCGACCAAGAAAUCCACCUGCAGAGCUGUGACAUUUACAGCUACAACCCAGACUUGGACUGUGACCCCUUCGGCGAGGAGGGCAGCCUCUGGUCCUUCAACUACUUCUUCUACAACAAGAAGCUCAAGAGGAUUGUCUUCUUCACCUGUCGCUCUGUCAGGUCAGCAUUCUCAGUGUGUCCUGAGUGGAUGGGGUCGCGGUUGCAUGGACAACGAGCUGGACAUGGAGUUGGAUGAUGAGGAGGAGAUGGAUGGAUUCACUGAGGACAGGUUCCCCAGACCCCUGUGUGUCUAGAAGACACUCCCUGGACCACCCCUCACUGUCUCUCUCAAAUCCGUUCCAGGACUCCUCUCUUCUCUGUUUCUGUGUUUAUUUUGUGUUCUUCUGUACUGUGCUAGUGUGGAAGCCACCAGACUACAUGAGUCCCACCUCUCAUCUGCGCUGGAUAACAGUGUACCAUGAAGGACAUUCUGGAAUGCCCACAGUACUUCUUCAUGAGAUCCCGUCAGCUUAAGCCCCUAUCGUUUGAGACCCCUCUCUCACACACACGCACUUGUUCCCACUGUGAUUGAGCACCGCCCACCCCUCUGAUCCCUCCACAUAAAGAUCUGUGGAAGGAGGAGCAUCCAGGAUCAGAAAACAAAACAAGCAAGCACCAAUCUCUUCCCAGGAAAUGAUGUCAUGACCUUGUGGAGGCAAACUUCACAACACCAGCAUCGGUGAAAUAAAAUGGAAGAAAAGGCGGCUAUUGUCUCUACUUUCAACCCCAUAUCAGUAACUAUACAGAGCCUCAGAGUUGGUGGGAUUGACAGACUGCACAGCUGAAUAAGAGUUGUUGAUUUUCGCUUCCGAUUUUUCGGUGGGCUUUUAUUUUUCACUAGCAACGUUACUGUGAGGACUUUAUUUUUUAGCACUGAGGUGAACAGUGGAAAUACAAUUCUGCAUUUCUGACCUGUAUGGUUUGAAUCUCAUUACCUGACUGCAUCUCCUGAAGGUGUGAUUUGGUAUAACACUGCCAAUGUGGGUAAUAUGAGGCAUCGGUUUUACAGCUUAUUAGAUAACAUAUCCCUUCAAGAGCCAAGGCCGUUGUGUGCCGAGUUAUCAUACUCAACACGUAAUAUCCGAAGCCCUAUUUUAGUUCAUAUCGUCUUUCUAAAUAAUUGACCCCCCUCGCUGCUUUAUUAAAAGUAUGUUUUUGUUCAUAUGUACAUUCACCUUUUUCCCUACUUUGAUUUAAGUGUGUGAAUGUACAUUCACAGUGAUGGUUGUCAACCUGUUUUACAGUAUUUGUAGAAAGAAAGAGCUAUUUUAUAUUUUCCCUGCAUACAUGUUAGUCUCCUGUGAUUUGACCCUUUCCUGUUUUUAUUAACAAGUGUAUAAUUCAGUAUAUUAUGUAAAUAAAGUUGUGUUUGAAC
Osmerus eperlanus (European smelt) is the source of this 2416-nucleotide messenger RNA. RefSeq names its product MAF1 homolog, negative regulator of RNA polymerase III b (gene maf1b). The transcript has 8 exons. Lineage: Eukaryota; Metazoa; Chordata; Actinopteri; Osmeriformes; Osmeridae. The record is from RefSeq and is a predicted model, not a curated record. The coding region runs from base 545 to 1237 and encodes 230 amino acids. Gene Ontology annotation, biological process: negative regulation of transcription by RNA polymerase III. Gene Ontology annotation, molecular function: RNA polymerase III core binding. Gene Ontology annotation, cellular component: nucleus.